Ictidomys tridecemlineatus (thirteen-lined ground squirrel) is the source of this 933-nucleotide messenger RNA. The record is from RefSeq and is a predicted model, not a curated record. NCBI's taxonomy places the organism in Eukaryota, Metazoa, Chordata, Mammalia, Rodentia, Sciuridae.
AUGGCCAUGGUGAGGACCCACAGGAACAGACAUGCCCCCAGGAUGGGGUUUGCAGAUUUGACUUUGAAGUCGGCCAGCAAGGAGCCACUGGCGCUGAUGAAACAUGGCAUUUGCUUCAACAUCCCCAUGAAGAUGGACCAAGAUUCCAGGCUCAGGGUAACAAGAAGGGCCUUUUUCCUGCAGGGUGAGGCCGGGAUCUCAGCCAACACCUGUCUGCUCUGUCUCCGCCUGGCCGCCAUCCUCAGGGGCCACAAACCCAGGCUCAGGGACCUCCCCAUCACCCACCUGGCUCUGACACACAUCGUCCUACUCCUCAUUGUGGCCCUUUUGGUAUCUACAGACAUCUGGGUAGUGCAAGACAUUCUGAGUGACGUCAAAUGCAAAAUGCUGGUAUUCCUGCACAAGGUCAUGAGGGGACUGUCCCUCGGCACCACCUGUGUCCUGAGUGUGCUCCAGGCCCUCACCAUCAGCGCCAGUGGCUCCUUGCUGGCCGACUUCAAAGUCAAAUCUGCAAACCCCAUCCUGGGGGCAUGUCUGUUCCUGUGGGUCCUCACCAUGGCCAUUACCAGCGACCAGCUGCUCUGCAUGGUGGCCACCCCCAAUGUGACACAGCCUGGUCUUCUCUUUGUCAACAGCCACUGCUCUUUCCUGCUGAGACAUCAGCAGCGCUUCCUGUCCCUUCACGACUUUAGGCUGGCCCCCCAGACCUCCCCUGAUCACAGAGCCACUCCCAGUGACCUGCAACUGCUCGACUGCUUUGCCACCCUGUACUGUGCAGACUCUGCACUCUCUCUGCUCAUCAGCGGGAUGAGGAGAAAUGUCCCCAUGCUCUGGAGCAUCCACAAUACAGUGACCAGCGGUUAUGGCAUGCUCAGUCCCCUGGUACUGCUCAGGGUGGACACGCAAAUCCUGAACAAUAAAGGAGCCCAGUGA